Saccharomyces cerevisiae S288C is the source of this 453-nucleotide messenger RNA. It is a transcript of the gene COA4, whose product is annotated as Coa4p. The record is from RefSeq and is marked reviewed. Gene Ontology annotation, biological process: mitochondrial respiratory chain complex IV assembly. Bases 1 to 453 code for a protein of 150 amino acids. Gene Ontology annotation, cellular component: mitochondrial inner membrane; mitochondrial intermembrane space. Lineage: Eukaryota; Fungi; Ascomycota; Saccharomycetes; Saccharomycetales; Saccharomycetaceae. The transcript has a single exon.
AUGCUUUUAUUUUCUUCUUUUUUUUCUCACAACAAAUGUCCGAAACAAAAAAAGGGGCCUCAGCCAUUAAAGGUAGUGAAAGGCACUUCUAAGAGUUGCGCCAAACAAGGGAAGAUUAAAGGGAAAGAAAAGCUCUGGCAGGCUAAAACUGGCAGACUGGUCAUGAGUGAAACUGGCGAAACUUCAGAGUAUUAUAAGCAGGCGCUGGAAGAAUACAAAGAGGUCCAAGAAGACGAAGACCCGGAUGUGUGGGACACGAGAAUAUCCAAGACCGGAUGCUACGUAGAGAACCUCGCAUUACAGCUGUGCCAUGCCGAAACAGGUGACUGGAGGCAGUGCUUCAACGAGAUGGCGUUAUUUAGGAAGUGUUGGGAAAAGAAUGGUAAUAGAGAGCGCGUAAGCACAGUGGACGUGGAUGGGACGACCAGUAAGGAUUCGGAAAAGAAGAAAUGA